AUGCAAGAUCCGUCGUCGGUGGACUUCCCGGGGAUCAGGCCGCCGGCACCGUUCCCGGAGCAAGAGUUGCUGAAGUGCCCGCGCUGCGACUCUGCCAACACCAAAUUCUGCUACUACAACAACUACAACCUCUCCCAGCCCCGGUACUUCUGCAAGGACUGCCGCCGAUACUGGACCAAAGGCGGCGCUCUGCGAAAUAUCCCCGUCGGCGGCGGCACCCGGAAGAGCAGCAGCGCCGGCAAGCGAUCUUCCAAUCCGAAGCGCGCCAACCCGGAUCCGACACCGGAUUCUCCACGGGUCACCCGCCGGGUUUCCGAGGCACCUCCCUCGCCGCCGCCCUCUUCCUCGACACCUGCCGCCGUCGCCGAUACUUUCUCUGCUUCUACUCAGCAAUAUCGGCUGCCGACGACGGAAUCAGAACCGGGUCAGAACCCGACCCGGGUGUACGGGCUGGAAGCGGAUCAGGAGCGGAAGUUCGCGGGUGUUGGGGUUGGUGGCGGGAGCUUCAGCUCGCUUUUGACCCCCAAUUCUCAAUUCGGGGGAAUCUUCGACGGGUUGAGCACGAGCGGGUCGGAUCUGAAAUCGGGGCAAGUGGGUGGUUUGUUUGGGGAGGAUUUGAGUUCGGGUUUGAGUAUGGGUUCGGGUCGGGAAAUGGGUUUGGAUGUGGAGUUGCAAGAGAGGGGCGGGGGCGCCGGUGGUGGUAGUGGCGGCGGCGACGAUGGCGGCGGAGGAGGGUAUUUGCAAGGUGGAGAGUGGGGGAAUAGCAAUAAUGGAUGGCCGGAUCUUGCUAUCUACACGCCAGGCUCUAAUUUCCAUUAG
Linum tenue is the source of this 819-nucleotide messenger RNA. The record is from the annotation of a GenBank genome assembly. Lineage: Eukaryota; Viridiplantae; Streptophyta; Magnoliopsida; Malpighiales; Linaceae.